GUCAAACUUCGGAUCAUUAGAUUUGUUUGGUCACAUGACAAGACAGCAACACUUCAAAAUGGCGAACCGACAGAUACGAAAGUGCUGAUAGUUGCUUCAACAGAUAUAUGCAGUGAGAAUGGUGUACAAACGCUCAGAGUACGGACAGCAGUUCAAGGUGUCAAGCCUUGUUAAGAACGUCCCUGUUUAUAAAGAAAAUUUGCAAUACAGACAUCUUCGUCGGGAACGAGAAUGUGCUCACACACCACUGUCAUGGGAUGGAGAAACAAUUGACUCUUCUGAAAGUGAUGAAAAACUUAGCCAAGAUGAGGAAAUAGAAAAACUGCCUAUCUCUGAACUUGUUAUUACUGAGGAGGAUGAAGGGGAAAUUGAAGAGAAUAAAGAUGAAGAUGAUAUAGAUAAAGAGAAAAAGAUUGCAUGGGAAAAAGAUGCUGAGUGUCAAAAGGUCACGGAGAACGAGAAUGAUGUGGUAGUUGUAAAACAGAAUGAGGAGUUGAGAAAGUCUGCAAAAGAAAAACUGAAUAAAUAUUCCAGUAAUGUGAAUAAAGAUCAACCAAGUAAAAGUAAAGUGAUUGGUGAGAAAAAAGUUUUAGGCAAGACAUUUGCUAAACCCAAACAAGCAGAUGAUAAAGUGUUUGUCAGCAAAAUUAAACCACAUCGGCCAGAUAGACAGGGAAAGAUACCAAGAGCGCGUCCUCAAUCAGCUCCCAGUGCGCGACCUUUAGCUCAGGGUGUGGUGACUAUGAAUCCUUUCUACAAUUUUGGAUCUGGUACCAAUGAUGCCUGCACCGGUGAUAAAAAGACAUUUAAUGUCAGAGCCUCAUCAGCUGUCUACCCAGCUGCUCUGAGAGCAAAGAAACGAAAUCUCCUGCUCAUUGAAAAGCAAAUAGAGAGACAGAAGACUGCUUCGGCACGAGAAAAACGAAGAAAGGCCAAAUUUAACGAGAGAAUGGCCAGACAGACAGCUACAUGGGAAACAGAGUAUCAUAGAUGUUUCCCGGCUUACGAUAACACAGAAUAUGCUGUUUCUGAUAAAGACCCAAGAAAAAAGAAAAGUUUCUUUCUGACAUGAAAUUAUUAUGAAAAAAGAGCGCCGAAUGUUGUUUUCUAGAGAACGUAAUUUUUAUUUUCAAUAGAUUCAGUUAGGUAUUGAAGCUAUGUAUAUUUCUUUUGAACGUUUGUCUUUUUUGCAGUUUUUUUUUGGGUGGAAUCAGUAUGUAAUGCAACAGUUGGUUUAGUCUUUCCGGUCAACAUGCAUCUAAAUUUGUGAAGAAGAUUAUGAUUUAUUAAAAUUCAAGUCAGGCAAAAACUGCUAAAUGUACAUAAUAGUUAAGUUGAAAGUUGGUUUCUUCAACUGCUAAUACUACAGUAAGCUGUCAGUAUUUCUCAAUAUUAAGAAUCUCUGUUUAAAAUGCUCAUUAAGACAAUAUAUUAUAUUAAAAAUGAUGAAAAUAUAUCUUCAAAAUUAAUGAGCAAUUAGUCAGUUAUAAAUACCGCACUUCAUCAUUCAAUAAGUACAUGUAUGUUCAUCACAUAAACAGCUACCCAGGAAUGUUAAAAAGCCAUAUUAAAAACAAUAUUACACUAGUGUAAUAACACUUUGAUGUGACAUCAAAAAUAACUGUUUCUUUUUUAACAGUUUACCGUUCUUAUUUUAUAUACGUGAUAAAUAGAAAAAUUAUAUAUGUGUAGAUUCAAUAUUAGAUUUAUUGAACUCGUUGAAUAAAACAAUUUUAUGCUCGCCAGAAGCUGGCAUAAUAUAAUUUUAUUCAACUCGUUCAAUAAAUUCAGUAUUAAACCUACAUGUAUACUCAUUCAAUAUCCUUUAUAUAAUACACCAAACUCACUGCACAUUUAAGGUAAUAUCUUGAAUUUUAGUUAUUUAUGUUUGGGUACAAUUGCAGCCAUUUUUCAUUAUAUCACCAGGCUAGAUUGCACAUCGGUACAAUCUGAUAUGGCAUACUGAUGUUCCUUUGCUCAGUUUUUAUACUUAAAUGUAACAGUCACUGAACAUAACAUGCACAUUUUUACAUUUAAAAAAGGACAAUUUAAAAAAUACAGCAGAUUUCAGGUUAUUAAAGAUAUCUGGAAAAAAAAAACCGGUUAUUAAAGAUAUCUGAAAAAAAAACCAACUGAAGACAGUUGUACACCACACUUAAGGGUGUCUUUUUUUGUUUUGUUUUUUGAGAAACUCAUAGUUUUACAUUUUAGGUUUAUUUUUCUUCAAGAAAAGAUAAUUAAGAUUCAAUUUCAUGAAAAUCAGAACAUAGUUUUCUCAAAGGUACUAUACUGUAUGCAGUGAAAGAUAGUGGAGUAUCAGGAUAAUUGAGCCGCAUCACGACAAAACCAACAUAAUGGGUUUGCGACCAGCAUGGAUCCAGACCAGCCUGCGUAUCCGCGAAGUCUGAUCAGGAUCCAUGCUGUUCGCUAUCAGUUUCUCUACUUGCUAUAGGCUUGUAAGCGAACAGCAUGGAUCCUGAUCAGACUGCGCGGUAGCGCAGGCUGGUCUGGAUCCAUGCUGGUCGCAAUCCCAUUCUGUUGGUUUUGUCAUGACGCGGCUCAUAUGAUUUAAUGAGAUUGAUUUUUGUUUCGUUUUUGAAGUUAACAGCUUGUUUAGUUUUGACAUAAAGAUUGCUUAAAUCUUAUUCAUUUCGUGUUUUAACCCUACUUUUGGCUACAACCAUGUUUUGUUUUUUUUAUCUUAAAAGUAUUUUCACUUGUUAUACUUAUUUUAUAACAUGAUUGUUUUUUUAUGUAAAUUGUAUUUUAAGACUGUCAGAUUUUAGUUUAAAUAAAGAUUUGACAUAUUUCUAGUUAAUGUAUAUGCUAUUUUUUACUCAUAAAAAUCAGACCAGUUUGACUUUUUAAAAAAGUUACACAGACUAGUUUGCUUUACGCAAGCAUUGUUUUAAUUUUGUCUGAUUUAAGAUUUAUCAACCUAGAAACAUUAUUUAAAAGUGUGCAUAAACAAAUUUUGCUAGUCUCUGAAAUUCUGUGAUAAAAUCAUUGUUUUAUUUUUGUUAAACUUUUCGGCUUUUAGGUAAGGUGUGUUGAAUUUUUGUUUUUUCCUAGUGUCGCAAACUCUUUUUGUGGAUAUUUUGAUGAAAAGAACACAUUACAGGUUUUUGGCUUUGGAUUUUAAAGUAAUUAGACAUUUUUGUAGCUUAAUUUAAAAUACAAUUUAUCAAAAUAAGCUUUUGAAUUUCUUUUCCUUUCUUUCUCUCUUUUUUUUUUAAUUUUCAGACUGCCAUAGUAUUUUUAUAAAAGCUAUGCCUAAUAUUCUCAGAGGUGUUUAAUUAAGCAUGUUUCAGGCAAAUAUAUAGCUAGGACUAUAAAAUCAUUGGCUUCAAUCUAAUGAAACAUUUCAGUGAAGAAAUGUUUGUCUACAAAUAUGAUACAUUGGUAAACAAUGAAACAUAAAGGUUUUAAUUCAUGGCCAAGUAGUAAUCAUGCAAAUAGAUAGAAGGAAUUUGACGGUAGAAUAGACUACUCCGGAAUUAAGAAUAUUUGGGUUUUUCCCAGCUAAUAACCUACAUGUAUGUACAAACUUUUACAGUAACAGCUUCGAAAAUAAGCAAACAGGUUGACUAAUCUAUUGUGAUGGGUAGUGCACCAUGAACGUAUAAUGGUAAAAGUUAGUUUGUACCUACAGAUUAGCUGGGAAAAACCCUCUUUACCAAGUACCGGAUAACGUCUAUAUAGUGUAUAGUUUAUUGAAUAUAGCUUUGAUAAACUGCCUUGUUAUACUCAUAAUUUCAUGACAGCAUCAUUGUAUGUAUACACAUUUUAUAAAUUUAAGAAUAAUAAACUCAUUUGAAUGAUAAA
Messenger RNA from Ruditapes philippinarum (Manila clam), 3825 nucleotides. Its product is annotated as centriole, cilia and spindle-associated protein-like. Gene Ontology annotation, biological process: regulation of mitotic spindle assembly. Bases 119 to 1072 code for a protein of 317 amino acids. Lineage: Eukaryota; Metazoa; Mollusca; Bivalvia; Venerida; Veneridae. Gene Ontology annotation, molecular function: microtubule binding. Gene Ontology annotation, cellular component: cytoskeleton; ciliary transition zone; spindle. The record is from RefSeq and is a predicted model, not a curated record. The transcript has 4 exons.